Molecule: messenger RNA, 1530 nt
Organism: Candidozyma auris
Lineage: Eukaryota; Fungi; Ascomycota; Pichiomycetes; Serinales; Metschnikowiaceae
Exons: 2
Coding region: 1-1530 (509 amino acids)
Source: RefSeq, a predicted model, not a curated record
AUGAAAAAAAAAGCACCAAAGCUCAGCAAGAAGGCUUUUGGCGCAAUUGGCCAGAGCAAGACCAGGAUCUCUGAAACAACUGAAGACUUCAUGGAUGAUGGCGCCAUUGAAGAAGAGUCCGGAGACCGUUGGCUAGGUUCAGAUUUGGCAAAGGCUUUAAGAUUUUACCAGAAAGCAUACAUCAGUUACAAGAGUGCUGUUGCAACUCCAACUUCGGACAGGGCCCUUUUACUAGAUGCUCAUUAUAACGCUGCAAGAUUGCUAUUUCAUGUAUUCAUCCAGUACAGCAAGACAGAUGGAAUCGAUGUUCACAAGUUGACUAAUGUCUGUGAGGUGCUAACUGGGGACGAUAAUAGCGUGGUUCAAAACAUAUCGACAAUUGUUGAAGCUCAUGAAAGGGCUCUUCAGGUUGAACCUGCAAAUCCUCCACUUGAUCUUCAGUAUAAUGCUGCCUUGGUAUACACAGAGGCAAUUGAAGAGGCAGAUGACGUCAAUGAAGAUCUUCUUUUGAAAGCUAUCAGCCUCUUUCAAGAAGUGCUACGUAGACAAGUUAUGGAGUUUCAGGACUUUCUUCAGUUCAUGCUCGAGCCUGAGCGACCCACAAGCUCAGAGGUUCCUUCGGAAGAUCAACAGUACUCAAGCAGCAAAACAACACAACCUCCUGACAUUAUUGAGACAAUUAUAUCAGCGUAUGGACUAGUUCAAGCCAUUCUUGAAAGUGUAACCUCUGCGCCAGGUCAGCUCGAAUAUGUUAUUUCAUUGGUGACUCCUUUUGUACAAGCAUUAGAGGAGGUUGCAUCAGAGACAACUGAGAAGUACAACGAGCAGAAUAAUCAUCAAGAGUUUGUUGCACCUCUUCAGCUCGACCAGAUCCACGAGUACCUUGUGGUAAAAACCACAUGUCAAGCACUCAGCACAAACUCGUACAAGGACGCUUGUUCAGCUUUUGAGCAAAUUGCUUUAAAUAUCCCUGAAUGGAAUAUGCUGGCGGCUGACUCCAUUGAUACUAUUCUUGAACGCCAUGAAGUGUAUCAGAAUCCACUGAAGGCAGGUGUCGCAGAAUACUGGGACGCUUUGACUAGCAUGAAUAACUUUCUUAAAAAGGCACAGGAGUUACUCAGUGCAAAGCUUCAGGAGACAAAGACGAAAAACUCCACAAAUACUGAGGUUGGAUUGGGAUCACUCAUAGCCCAAAUUUGUAAAGUCUUCAUCGCCAGGGCCGAUGUUGACUUGCAACGAAGCCAACUUGAACAUGACAUAGCAAAGGUGAAUAGUACGGUGCUUUUCAAUAAUGCAAAGGCAUUUCUUAAGAGUGCCAUCAACAUGAGCAAGACAUCAGGGGGCAUCAGAGAAAAAGUUGUUGAGAAAGCACAAAAAGAACGGCGCCGACAUGAGGCGUCUUCAAGACUUUGUGUUCUAGAGAGAGACUUCGAUGAAGAAGAGCUUAAUCGGACACUUGGAAAGGGCCAAUGGGAAAAUGACUUUGCAAACUACAGAGACUUGUGGUAUUUUCAAAAGUUCUUUCCAUGA